UUCUUCCAAAAGUUAAGAAGUUUCUUCUGAUAUUACCCAUGAUAAUAAAAUAUAGUUAGCUUGGGGUCCCCUCCAUGAAUUAUAAAAUAUAUUUGACAAUAAUAGAAAAUUCAUUAUUCUGUGCUUGUGGGCUUUAGAGUUGAGGUCAUUGGGGGAAGAAGUAGAAAGUUUCAAGUCAAAAACUCAAAAACGCAUUUAGUUUGCCGUGUCCUCAUCUAAUUUCCCAUCUUCAAUAUUUUCUCCUUUGAUGCUUUCUCUCUCUAUAAUGUUGUCUAACUCGCCAUUAUUGAGUUGAAGAAAAAUACAGCUACAGAACAUGAAGUUCUUUUUUCCUUGCACGACUUGCUUCUCUUCUCAAAGAAACGACAUUGAUAAUAGCUGUUAUGAUGAGGAAAACAAUGAAAACUUCCGGCUAUUCACUUAUAAUGAAUUGAGAUUAGCCACUAAUGGAUUCAGCUCGUCAAACAAGAUUGGUGUAGGUGGUUUUGGCACUGUCUAUAAGGGCCGGUUUAGAGAUGAAAGUUUAGUUGGGAUAAAGGUUCUUUCUAUAGAGAUUGAAUCCAUGAGAGGAGAGAGGGAAUUCAUAGCUGAAUUAGCUGCUCUUUCUAAUAUCAAGCAUGAUAAUCUGGUUGGUCUUAGAGGUUGCUGUGUUGAUGGAGCUACCAGAUAUUUAGUCUAUGAUUACAUGGAAAACAAUAGCCUUUCCCACACUUUACUUGGUGGAGAGCAAAAUAGGCUCAAGUUUAGUUGGGAAGCAAGAAAACACAUUUCAUUGGGGAUAGCACAAGGACUUUCUUAUCUUCAUGAGGAACCUCAUAUAGUCCACAGAGAUAUUAAAGCAAGCAAUAUACUUCUAGACAAAAAUUUCACACCAAAACUUGGCGAUUUCGGUUUAUCAAAGAUUUUAAGAGAGAACAGUUCUCAUAUCAGUACACGAGUUGCUGGGACAAUGGGUUAUCUUGCUCCAGAGUAUGCCAUUAGUGGUCGUUUGACAAGGAAAUCAGAUAUAUACAGCUUUGGAGUACUGCUAUUGGAGAUCGUUAGUGGCCGGAGAGUUGUCGAUUUUGACAUGGAACAUGGAGAGCAUUACCUGGUUCAGAAGGCUUGGGAAGCUUACAAGGGUGAUGAACUUCUGCAGUUAGUUGAUUCUGUUCUUGAAACAAAAUUUCCUGAGGAAGAAGCAGUGAGAUUCAUCAAGAUCGGACUUCUUUGUGUGCAAGAACAUGCCAGGCUGCGGCCAUCAAUGGCUACCGCGAUAAAGAUGUUGGCUAAUGAGACUGACUUGAUAGAUGUUGAGAUAUCACAACCUGGGCUGGUUACUGAUCUCAUGUCUAUAAAAUUGGACCAGCAGCAUUCGUCUCAAAGCACUUUCUCAAGGGGUUCCACAACUCUCAGCUUCCAAAGUCCUCGUACAUCUUAUUUCUGACUACCAUAUUUUUUCUCUCUUCCUUUUUGUUUGUUUUGUUUUCUUUCUUUUUUUCCUUUUCUUUUUACAGAAUAGAUUUUUGCUCAUCCUAGCUACCAGCUUGUGUAGAGUCCACACAUGUAUUGUGUACAUAUUGGGUCUGGAUGAGUUAUCUUUUUCUCUCCAGAUUCAUGACAGAGUUAGGAUAGAGAUUCUUGAAUGUGAUUUGAGUACAUAUAACAGUACAAAAUAUAAUUUGUAUCUCAUUUCUUGA
Humulus lupulus (European hop) is the source of this 1679-nucleotide messenger RNA. Its product is annotated as putative serine/threonine-protein kinase. The transcript has 6 exons. Lineage: Eukaryota; Viridiplantae; Streptophyta; Magnoliopsida; Rosales; Cannabaceae. Gene Ontology annotation, molecular function: ATP binding; protein kinase activity. The coding region runs from base 317 to 1426 and encodes 369 amino acids. Gene Ontology annotation, biological process: protein phosphorylation. The record is from RefSeq and is a predicted model, not a curated record.